Molecule: messenger RNA, 2837 nt
Organism: Hippocampus comes (tiger tail seahorse)
Lineage: Eukaryota; Metazoa; Chordata; Actinopteri; Syngnathiformes; Syngnathidae
Gene: polm
Product: polymerase (DNA directed), mu
Exons: 11
Coding region: 1275-2771 (498 amino acids)
Biological process (GO): double-strand break repair via nonhomologous end joining
Cellular component (GO): nucleus
Molecular function (GO): DNA binding; DNA-directed DNA polymerase activity
Source: RefSeq, a predicted model, not a curated record
UGGUGGAGAGGGAAGUUCCGGUUGCGUUCUUCCCAAACUAUUUUCAGCCUCUUGUGCGACUCGUGUCAAACGUCAUUUCUAUGACGUCAUGUUCACGAACAGACGCGUUGUUGAAAGCUGCCAGCAGACGACGCCGUGACGUUAAAAGCACAAAAGCAUACUUCGAGCUUGCUAUUUCCUCCCACUUGAAAAGCAAAUGCUUAUGCCUAUAGGGGGCAGCAGACAGCAGAGUUCCACCUACAUCACUGGUUUCAAACUCGAGGCCCCAGGGCCAGAUGAGGCCCCAGGGCCAGAUGAGGCCCACGAUAUCAUUUUAUGUACCAUGCGAAGGCAAAUCAUGUCCUUUGACUUAAUGUUUCUUGCAAAUUACCUUCACAACACUAACAUAUGAGAUACUGCAAUAUUUCUUGGUGACCAAUACCCCCUUUAAAAUAAACGGAAACAUAGUUGAACAAACAAUUUACUGGCUUCUGAUUUCAAAACUAGUUCGACAUAAAUUUGUUGUUUAAAACUAAGAACAUUAGGUGAUCAUAAAUUCAUGUGGGUUCAAAAUCAUAACGGUCCUCCGAGAGAAACAAUGGCCAGCGACAAAAAUGUGUGACACCCCUGACCUACAUCAUAUUGACAGUACGCUAAUAAAGCAUCUAUAUGUAAUCUAUACAGUAUUUAUGAGAGGCUUCAACAUACUCAUAUACUGUACAGACAGAACAGAUACUUAAUAGUACCGAUACUUGUGUAAAAAAAAAGACUGGUGAGACUGCUGUACUCUAGUAAAAUAAUUUAUAACUGUCUAUUACACUAUUAUAUGCUGUGGCCGUUUUGAUCAUUUUGAAGACCAAAAUGAAUUUUUGUAAUCUAUGAAUUCGUGAUUUUUGGGGAUCCAGGUGCGGGGUCGCAGAUGUUGAAAAAAGUCCACUGUGACAAAAGCAUAGAAAUCUGUUUUCAGAUACAGGCAGUCAAAGUAAAAAUCGUCCGAAAAAUACAAUAUAAACACCAGGAAAUCUAUAUACACUUCAGCACAAUUAUGAAGUAUUAAUAAUUCGUUACUUCCCAUCACUACAGUACUACGUUUGUUGAGGCUAUGAUGGAAUGUGUCAUGUAGUACCGAUAACAUCCAGCGGGUGGCGGUGACUCCUGAAAGUUUGCGAACACUAUUCAAAGAAGAUAAUGCGGAAAUAAUUCGGUCCAUCUAACAUAGUCACCAAAAUGCUAAUAACGUAUUAUUUAGAUAUUAUUUAUUGUUAUAUUACAUUGAGGGGCCCUCAGAGUGAAAUAUGGUGCCGCUAAAGCGAAGAAAAGUGUCCUCCUCGACUGGCGGUGCUUCGACAAGCGACAGCCGGGAUGACGCGUCCAAGUUCCCGCAGGUGGUCCUCUUCCUCUUGGAGAGGAAGAUGGGAACCAGCCGGAGACAUUUCCUCACCGAGCUCGGACGAAAAAAGGGCUUCAGGGUCGACGAGUCCUUCACUGAAAAUGUCACACACGUCAUCUCAGAGAAGAACUCGGGUGACGAGGUCAAAAGUUGGCUGAGUUCACAGGGUCAUGACCCGACAGCUGCUCACCUGGUGGACAUCAGGUGGUUAACGGAGAGCCUGAGUGCCGGAUGUCCCCUCGACAUCCUGCAGCAACAUCGACUGAUGGAGCGGCCGGCAUCAAGCGGAGAUGAGACGGCGACUUUCUCAAUGCCCAUCUACGCUUGUCAAAGGAGGACCACCCUGGACCACCGCAAUGCCGUCUUCACAGAGGCUCUGUCGCUGUUGGCUGAAAACGCUGAGCUCAGCCAGGACGAGGGUCGCGCGGUGGCGUUCCGCCGCGCUGCCGCCACGCUGAAGGCUUUCCCCGAGCCACUGACGGACGCCCGGCAGCUCAGAGGAUGUCCAUGCCUUGGCCAACACUCGCUGUCGGUCAUCCAGGACAUUUUGGAAAACGGAUCAUCCCGGGAGGUGGAGGCCACUAGGCGGUCCGAGCGUUUCAAGGCCAUGAAGCUCCUGACAGCAAUCUUUGGCGUGGGAGCAAAGACGGCGGCCCAGUGGUUCCAAGAAGGCAUCCGCAACCUCCCUCAGUUACAUCAAUCAGGACGCGUCCUCACUCGGGCGCAGCAGGCGGGCGUGGCCCACUACGAUGACCUGACACAGUCCGUUACCAGGGCGGAAGCCGACACCAUCGGCCAAAUUGUGGAGGAAGCCGUUGGCGCAAAGCUGCCGAGCGCCCGGGUCACCUUGGUGGGAGGCUUCAGGAGGGGGAAACUGAGCGGCCACGAUGUCGACUUUCUGAUCACGCACCCGGAAGAAGGGCGGGAGGAGGGUCUGAUUCCAAAAGUGGUGGCGCACCUGGAGGCUCGAGACUUCCUGUUGUACCACAAGAACAACAGAAACUCAUACACGGAGGCCAGCGGGACUCCCGCCUCCACCAUGGAUCAUUUUGAGAGAUGUUUCUCCAUCUUCAAACUUCCUAUGCCGGAGGGAGGCGAGCCGCACUCGCGCCAAGACGACGUGGCGCUCCGGCGUGGCGAGUGCAGGCGGUGGCGAGCUGUGCGGGUCGAUUUGGUGGUCUGUCCGUUCAGCCAGUUUGCGUUUGCCCUGCUGGGCUGGACGGGUUCCAAGUUGUUUGAGCGCGAGCUGCGACGCUGGGCCACUCAGCAGAAGAACAUGUCACUCAGCAGCCACGCCUUGUACGACAACAAACAGCGUAAAUACCUGAAAGCCGCGACGGAGGAGGAGAUCUUUGCUCAUCUCUCACUGGAAUACAUCCCGCCUUCAGAGAGGAACGCCUGAAGAAGCACCGCCACCUGCCGGACUGGACCGUCUUCAGCCCAAGUCGAUAACACGGACGCCAAAAAA